AGUUCUCCAAUACCACAGUGCGAAAGCAUCACUUCUUUACGGCCCGGCUGGCACAGCUCGCGGCUGCUGCUGGAGCCCAAGUCCUGGCCCCCAGCGCACCCGGGGGCAGGGCGCGGGAGCGCGCGGGAGGGCGGGAGGCCAGGCUGGCGGCGGCGCGCUCGCCAGGGAGGGGCCGCGCAGACGCCCUCCCCGCCCCUAAAGAGACACCUAAAGCUCGGGGCGGGCGGGGAAGGACCGGCGCGGAGACCCCGAAGCCCGAAGCCCAGCCCGUGGCCCCGCCGCGGGGACAGCCAGGGCGACGCCUCAAGGCCUGGGCACCCGGGCGGGCGGCCGAGGGAGCGAGGAGGUUGGUACCAACCUCUCUGUCUUCCUCGGGGCGGGGUCACCGAGGCCCGGGCCGCGCUGUCAGGAACUGCUCUGCCGGAGGCGGAACUGAUGGCAAUCACCCAAACCAGUGCGGUUUUCACACAGGGCCAGGGACUUCCAAGCUCCCAGUCCUGCAGCCCCGGCGAAUACUUGAUAGCGGGCCGCUGCUGCAAGGCCUGCCCAGCCGGCCAGCAUGUUGGUGAGCACUGCAGGAGGCCGCACUCCCGGGGAAAGUGUCUGCCGUGUCUGCCCAGGACCUUUAUGAAGUACCUCAAUAGAGUGGAAGCCUGCGUCAAGUGCUCCACCUGCUCCGAGAAUGAGGAAGUGUUGGAGGAGUGCAUGCUGACCCAUGACCGAGUGUGCCAGUGCCCAUCGGGCUCUUUCUACGCCCACGUGGGAUCCUCUGAAGUCUGCAGCCCGUGCAGCACGUGUCCCACCAGGCACGUCGUCGUCCGAAGGUGCAACGGGACCGCGGAUACGGUGUGCCGUCUGCCGGCCCCAGAGAGGAGACACCGGUACUCACUGUUUGGAACCUUGGGCUUUGCCUUAGUCAUGAUGUGCCUGAAUUUCUGGGUCAGAAAACGAGCUGGAUUCCCUGACGGAGACGCUGAAUGCAUGGAGAUGGUGACCGUGGUCCCGGGCCGGGAGCGUGCCUCCUCCAUCAGCCCGAGCUCCGUGCAGCUGUCUCAAAACUCAGUAUCCAGCAUGCCGUCAAAUCAGGACGGGAGUGCAGAGUCUUCAGUACCUACGAGGGGAAAUCCGAACCAGCCCGAGGACAGCGUGGACAUCCUGACUGAGGCCCCUGCCGUCACCAGGGCCCUGCAUAGCCUGGAGGAUGUCCACGGCCCACAGGCUGUGGCAGGCGAAGGAGCCCGGGCCCUGGACUGGUCCCCACAGCCCGACCCCGCUGCCCCCGCUGCACCUGCGGAGACGGCCGAGCUCCCCACGGACCUGAACAGGCAGGACAGUUAUGAGUCUGGAAGUUAAGAGAGAUGACAACAGCGUCUGUCCCAGAGAGGCUCCUCUCCCAGCGUUCAGUCGGCAGGGAAACCCCUGGGGAGGUCUGCACCCUGAUUUCGGGGGGGACCCUGCGUGCCACGAGGUCCCCUGUGCUGGCCGCGCUCACCACUGGUGAGCAGCAGAGCCUGGCCUGGAGGCCGCGUGUGCACCUGGCGUCCCCCACAGUGGGGCUCAGGCAGCGUGGCUCCGCCAGCCCCGCGUGGUGUCCUCACUCUGCCGGGACCAGGAGUCGAGGGGCAGGGCUGGGUCCUUGCUGCCAUCGUAAAUGACUACAAACUGAGAGGCUUAAAACCAGAGUCCCACUGUCUCAGAGUCUGGGGGCCAGGAGUCAGGUCAAGAUUCACAGGCCUGGUCCCUCCGAGGCUCCCGGAGAGUCCUUCCUGCCCUCUGCUAGCUUCCAGUGGUCACUGGCAGUCUUUGGUGGGUAAACCCAUCCCUCCAGUCUCUGCUGUGGUCAUCCCGUGUCCUCCUCCUCCAUGUAUCUGCACCUGACUCCUCUCUUGGGAAUAAACUGCUGCGGUUUGAA
This is a messenger RNA of Cervus elaphus (red deer), 1912 nucleotides long. Its product is annotated as tumor necrosis factor receptor superfamily member 22-like. The transcript has 8 exons. NCBI's taxonomy places the organism in Eukaryota, Metazoa, Chordata, Mammalia, Artiodactyla, Cervidae. Gene Ontology annotation, cellular component: cell surface; plasma membrane. Gene Ontology annotation, molecular function: protein binding. The coding region runs from base 436 to 1353 and encodes 305 amino acids. The record is from RefSeq and is a predicted model, not a curated record. Gene Ontology annotation, biological process: positive regulation of apoptotic process; TRAIL-activated apoptotic signaling pathway.